Oncorhynchus tshawytscha (Chinook salmon) is the source of this 1053-nucleotide messenger RNA. Its product is annotated as stonustoxin subunit beta-like. The transcript has 4 exons. The record is from RefSeq and is a predicted model, not a curated record. Bases 81 to 656 code for a protein of 191 amino acids. Gene Ontology annotation, molecular function: protein binding. Lineage: Eukaryota; Metazoa; Chordata; Actinopteri; Salmoniformes; Salmonidae.
UCAAACUGCUCUCUGCUGUACUGGAGGAUCCACACUGCAGACUGGAGAAACUCAAUGUGGAACAUGGUGGAGAGUACACAAUGAAACCUGGGCUUAGAAAAUAUGUCUGUGAUCUCACAUUGGACCCAAACACAGUAUACCGACUCCUCUCUCUGUCUGAGGAGAACAGAAAAGUGACACUGAGGUCAGAGGAGCAGCCGUAUCCUGAUGACCCAGAGAGAUUUGAGAACUAUGAACAGGUGCUGUGUAGAGAGGGUCUGACUGGGCGCUGUUACUGGGAGGUAGAGUGGAGUGGGAGAAGGGUUGAUAUAGGAGUGACAUAUAAAGGAAUCAGCAGGAAAGGAAGGGCUAAUGACUUUUGUCUUGGAUACAAUGACACGUCCUGGACUCUUUUCUGCUAUGACAACAGUUACAUUGCCAUUCACAAUAAUAAUCCCAUUGCCAUAGACGUCCGCCCCUCCAGCUUCCACAGAGUAGGAGUGUAUCUGGACUGGCCAGCCGGCACUUUGUCCUUCUACAGAGUCUCCUCUGACACACUGACCCACCUGUACACAUUCACCACCACAUUCACUGAGCCCCUCUAUCCAGGGUUUAGGGUUUGGUAUGAAGACUCCUCAGUGUCCCUGUGUCAAAAACAACAUGAUGUUUCACUCUAAUCAGGGUCAUGUUUCGUAAGACACACUGGAGCAGCAAUGUAGAAUAUCUCUCUAGUGUGUAAACCUCUCUAUCCAGGGUGUUUGGUAUGAAUAUCUCUCUAGUGUGUAAACCUCUCUAUCCAGGGUGUUUGGUAUGAAUAUCUCUCUAGUGUGUAAACCUCUCUAUCCAGGGUGUUUGGUAUGAAUACUCUAGUGUGUCUCUAUCCAGGGUGUUUGGUAUGAAUAUCUCUCUAGUGUGUAAACCUCUCUAUCCAGGGUGUUUGGUAUGAAUAUCUCUCUAGUGUGUAAACCUCUCUAUCCAGGGUGUUUGGUAUGAAUAUCUCUCUAGUGUGUAAACCUCUCUAUCCAGGGUGUUUGGUAUGAAUAUCUCUCUAGUGUGUAAACCUCUCUAUCCAGG